Messenger RNA from Scomber japonicus (chub mackerel), 846 nucleotides. RefSeq names its product GTPase IMAP family member 7-like. The transcript has 3 exons. The record is from RefSeq and is a predicted model, not a curated record. Bases 1 to 846 code for a protein of 281 amino acids. Gene Ontology annotation, molecular function: GTP binding. Lineage: Eukaryota; Metazoa; Chordata; Actinopteri; Scombriformes; Scombridae.
AUGUGUUUGUUGGUGGUAAAGGAUGGGUUUUUACCACAAGAGGUGUGGCAGCAGAUAGAAAAGCUGCACCAUUUAACUGGAAAACACACAGACGAGUUCAUAGUUGUGGUGCCAUUAAGAUGUAAACAUGAAGAAUACCCAUUCAAGUUCUACACCGUGGAGGAUUUAUUCAAGACACUGAGAAAACUGGCUGAAGUCAGAGAGCUCAUUCCAACCAAAAAAAGGUCUUCUGCGCAAACCCACACUCAAAACAGGAAGAUUGGAAAUCACUCUGUCACCAAAGUGAAUCUUGUUCUGCUGGGAAUGUCCGGGACUGGAAAGAGUGCGACUGGAAACACAAUCCUUGGAAAGAGGACCCCACAGUUCUUCUCAGAAGCCAGUUCAAAGCCGAUCACCAGAGAGUGUCAGGCAGCAGAAACUGAGAUAAACGGUACACGUGUGCGUGUCAUUGAUACUCCAGACAUGUUUGAUGAUGAAAUCAAAUCAUCAGAUAAGAACCGUCAUGUGACAAUGUGUAAACAGCUCUGUCAGUCAGAUCCUUGUGUUUACUUACUUGUGAUGCAUGUUAGCAGAUUCACAGAUGGUGAGAGAGACAUACUGAGAAAGGUUGAAGAAGCUUUUGGUCGCAGAGCUAAAGAACAAACAAUCAUCCUGUUUACUCGUGGAGAAGAGUUGCAGCGUGCAGGAAUGAGCUUUGAGGCUUUUUUGCAAGAAUGCCAGCCUGAACUCAAUAAUAUAGUUAAACAGUGUGGUGGAAGGUGUGUUCUUUUUGAGAACAAAACCUCACGUCAGCAUCAACAAGUAACAGAGCUAAUGCAGACAGUGAACAGGAUGUUAAAUAAAUAG